CGACACAUUCUGGCUCACUCUCUAGGCGUCUGUCAGUGGCCAUGACAACAUCCACCUUUUUUCAGGGGACCGACAGGCGCUCCUAGUGAUUGUUUUUGCAGGCGGGGGUCAUCUGAAAGGCUGACAGUAUGAUGCUGAACGACAGUUGGACGGCGAUGAACAACAGCAGCUCGGAGCUCGGCGGCAAAACAAGAAACACACGCAAGUUUUGCGUCCAGAAAUGCUGCAGCUUUCUUUUAUGGGCGGUCCUGGUGGUCGCCGUGGUCGCGGUCGUCACGGCAACGGUCGUCAUCCUCUACGUCAACAACUAUCCGCUGCCCUUCGUCAACAGAGCGUCCCGGACAUCUCCUGUCAUCUCCACCAAUCCCAAAGAGUCAGGUGCCUUGGUGACGGUGUCGCAGGCGGGUGAAGGCGACGGCAUCAGCAUCUUCCUUGACCCCAACUGUCCGGACCCCACUUUCCACCUUGAGCGCUGGGAGGCACUUCAGAGCUCGCUGGCGCGAGCGCUGAGCUCGCACAACAGCGAAGACCGGCAGGAAAUGGCCCAUGUGCGCGCGCUGACCGAGGACGCCGCGGCAGGACACCUCCGACGUGAGACGCAUGCCCUCAAGAACGGACAAGCUGUUCUGGAACAGAGACUGGAACACCUAAAGAACCAACAGAACCGAAUUGCUCAGGUGUUGUCCGACGAGCACGCAGUGGUCCUCAAGCUCAGCUCGGCGUUGACCGAUUCCUUGUCCGGCCUUCGGAGGGACACCGAAAGCCUCGGCAGACUGCACCUAGACAAACGCAAAGGUAGAGCCAUUGCGGAAGCAAACAACGUUAGCAAUAGCGACCGUCGUCGACCAACUGUUUACGGAAUCCCUCCAGCUCCAGUGCCGAGAGACUGCAGCGAGGUCCUGUCAGGGGGAAAUUCCCGAGACGGCGUCUACUCCAUCUUUCCUGUCCACGAGCCCGCCGGCUUCAUGGUUUAUUGCGACAUGAGCACCGACGCAGGGGGAUGGACCGUGAUCCAAAGAAGACAGGAUGGCUCCGUCAAUUUCUUUCGCGGUUGGGAAGCAUAUCGAGACGGCUUUGGAAAAACCACAGGAGAGCACUGGCUAGGCCUACAGCGGAUCUACGCCUUGACCCGCUCGGGCGGUUACGAGUUGCGAAUCGACAUGGCUGACUUUGAAAACGCUACGGCCUUCGCCAAUUAUGCCGAAUUCUCCGUGGGCCGAGACUCGGUCAACCCCGAAGAAGAUGGCUACCCCCUGGACGUGGACCGCUACUCGGGAACCGCAGGCGAUUCGCUCCUGAAGCAUUCAGGCAUGGCUUUUACCACCAAAGACCGGGACCUGGACCAGUCGGAGAACAACUGCGCCACGUACUACCAGGGGGCCUGGUGGUACCGCAACUGUCACACGUCCAACUUGAACGGCCGGUACCUGGGUGGAGCCCACGCCUCUUACGCCGAUGGCGUGGAGUGGUCCAGUUGGACGGGAUGGCAGUACUCGCUGAGAUUUACCGAGAUGAAGAUACGGCCUCGGCCUAAAGCCACCUAAAGGGGAAAUUCGCCACCUUUCGAUAAUGUGAAGGACGUUGCCACCCAUUUUUUUUCUGCCACUUCAUACAAUUUCAUCAACUACGUAAUGUAUUUGCGUGGGGAUGCUUAGCUUGUAUGCUAACUUUGUUGUUUUUUUGGGGGGGUCUUUUAGCGCAGUGUUCCGCAUUUUCAAUGUCUUUUUGUUUUAUUUUCAAGAUCUUUUGGUGGUUUUCAGGCUUUUCUUUUCAUUGAUUUCAAGGCAGGUCACUUUCUGCUCAUUGGUCACUUCUUGUUUGGGGCUUUCCCAGGUCACUUCCUGUUCAAUUUUGGUCACAACCUGCACAUUUUGGGGCAUUCCAGGAUUACUUCCUGUAUAUUUUAGAUCAUUUCCUGCUGAUUUCUGUGUCAGGUCAUUUCCUGCUGGUUAAGGGUCACUUCCUGCAGAUUUUGGGCUUAUUUAGGUCACUUUUUUGCCCUUUACAAAUGAAUGGGGGCAUCGGAAAUACGUGGAGAUGUCUUUGUUUGGUAGAAUCGUAUAUUUUAGCAAAAAUGUUGUGCUCCUUGAUUUCCUAAUUUUUUUUAUUUGUAAAUUAUGUUAAUUGGACAUAAAAGAUACAUUUAGUCAAAGUCCAGACUUGAACCCCAUUGAGAUGCUGUGGCAUGACCUACAGACUGCGAUUCAUGCCACACAUCCCAGGAAUCUGACUGCACUACAGCAGUUUUGUAGAGAGAAAUGGGCCAAGAUUAGUCCUGAUCGACGUGCCACACUGAUUUGCAGCUACAGGAAGCGUCUGGUUGAAAUUAUUGCUGCCAAAGGGGGGGGGCACAAAAUAUUAAAUGUGAUGGUUCACUUACUGAUUUUUCCCCCCUUCUGUGUUGUUUGCAUGCCAUCCUCAUUAAAAUGUGAAAACCUAUAAUUGUUUGUGUGGUUUUAAAGCAGACACCUGCUUUUUUUCAUCUG
This is a messenger RNA of Corythoichthys intestinalis (scribbled pipefish), 2486 nucleotides long. RefSeq names its product fibrinogen C domain-containing protein 1-like. The transcript has 8 exons. Lineage: Eukaryota; Metazoa; Chordata; Actinopteri; Syngnathiformes; Syngnathidae. The coding region runs from base 129 to 1544 and encodes 471 amino acids. The record is from RefSeq and is a predicted model, not a curated record.